AUGGGUUUGCUUGACAUCAUCAAACAGCUUUUCACGACCACCAAAGACUUUGUCUGGCCUGCAGGUUCUGAAGCCGAGCCUUCUUCAGUCAGACGACCCAAGAAAGUAGCCAAGCUAAUUUUAACGCUAGGCGUAGCUGGUUACUUUGUCUGGGAAUGUCUUCAGCUGUCAUAUAACGAUGUAACUGUAAACACUUCUCGGGAAAGGGUUAAUUCAAUUUCAAUGCCCAUUUUAGAAUUCAAUUCCGCUUAUAACUUUUCAAUCUCUACCACCAUAGGAUGGAUGCCCUAUGGCUACCAGGUUCUGCCUGAUUUCGGUCCAUAUAAAGUCGAUAACAUCACCGACUACUAUGUAGCAAGAUUCAAUCAACAUUUAGAAUUUGCAAUCCCGACUGCCCAGCCAGAUGAACUCAAUGGAACUAUAAGUAUGAUUGCAUUCGCUAUUACUAUACAAGAUCAGUUUUUUUCAGCUACCAGUUCAGAUGCCUUGCUGACAGUAAACUUGUUUGAUGCCGACACGGAACAAAUUUCCCUUAAUCCAGGAGGCCAGCCACGGGUCGUGUCUGACUAUUUGGCGACGUUGUUUAAUGCUAAUUAUUACUUAAUAGCUAAAGGCUUUAACACCUACAUCGGCGUGGCGCGGUCUAUCCGUAAUGUUCUCCUUCCAGAUGUACGGAAUCUCAUUGUUGGACAACCUACAUAUGUGGACAUAAAUAUGCUGUCGACCACAUACGGCGCCGACAGAGUGGGUGCACCGUGGGGUUUAUGGCAAAAACUACCGUUCAUCAAACGUGAAAUCAGGAAAGAUCUUGACGGCGUAGCAGAAUCCGGUCUAUUCGAAGCCCCGGAACACAUAGCCGGUGAAUAUUCAGAAACAAAUGAGAGAGAAAUCCCACCUAAAGAGGAUGAGACGCCCCCGCCAGAAAGAGAGAAAGAAAUCCCACCUGGAGAGGAUGAGACGCCAAUAUCAAAACUCUCAUCUUUAGAAGCGAGACAAGAUGCAAUGGAAAAAAGACAAAUUGCACUUGAAGUUUUCUUGAAAGAUUACGUUUUAGAAGUUGAUUAUAUUCGUGAUGAUUAG
This is a messenger RNA of Paraglomus occultum, 1080 nucleotides long. The record is from the annotation of a GenBank genome assembly. Lineage: Eukaryota; Fungi; Glomeromycota; Glomeromycetes; Paraglomerales; Paraglomeraceae.